AUGUAAAAUAUUGACAGUGUCAAAAUCAAAUUUCUUAGAAUACUUAUAAAGCAUCGAUUCGUUAAAAGAUUUCUAGGCAAAUAAAAAUUAACUGAAUAAUCAUAUUUUACUGUAAAUUAAGGAGCUUUGGCUUGUUUCAGCGAAUUAUGUUAAUCUUUAUCAUGUAAUAAUCGCAUCAUGUACUAAAAUUAUAUAACUUAGUGAAGUUAAUCUAUCAGGCUGUAAUAUCAAUGUAUACUUUGCAAUUGAGUUAGCCAAUCUAGUAUAGAAAAAUACAAAUAUUGAAGUAUUGCAAUUAGCUAGUUGCAAGUUGAAUUCAUUUUCACUAAGCUGCAUCUUUAAAGCGGUAUUAAUGUAUUGAUCAACACUGUAGAUGAUAGAUCAUACAGGAUUGGCUUAAUUGAAUUUAUUCAAUAAUCAAUCUUUUACUCCAACUGUUGUACAAGACUUUAUUAAAUAUGUUCUUAAAGGGAAAAAUCCUUUAAUAGAAAUUAAUAUAAGUCAUUGCAAUAUUGAAAAUGCUUAAUUAUCUAUGAUAUUACCAAAUUUGAAAAAUCUAAAGUCUCUUAAAAGAUUAAAAAUGGGUCUAAUGAGUUUAAGUUCUGAAUCAUUAUUAGCACUUUCAUCAGCUAUGUUACAUUAUACAGGUAAAAGAUAUUUAGAUUAUCUUGAUUUAUCAUUUUGUUAAAUAAAGAAUCAUGGACUUGAAUUACUUAAUAAAUCUCUUUAUUUAUCAGUAAUAACAUCUAUUAAUAUAAAAUCCCUUAAUUUAUCAGGUAAUCAUAUUAGUUAAGAUGGAGUAGUACAUUUGGAAUAAAUUUUAUUAAAAUUAAAUAUUGAAGAAUUAAAUUUAUCAAGAAAUAAAAUUUAAGAAUUUUAGAAUUAAUAAGUUCUGAAUAAGUAAUUAGUAAGGGUUGAUCUAUCAAGUAAUCUUUUUGAAGAAAUUCCUAAUAAUUUCUUUUUAAAUGUAUUAUCAAUAAAUCUAUCAAACAAUUAGAUCAAUACUUAAGGAGCCUAUUAAAUUUCUUAAGUAUUAUCUUAUAAGAAAGUUCAAUGGGUUGAACUUAAUAUAAAUAAUAAUUGCAUUAAAACAAGAGGUUUUAUUUCUUUAAUAUAUGCCUUAAUUGAGAACAAAUCAUUAACAAAUUUAUCAGUGGCUAAUAAUAAAAUAAAUGGAGAAGGAAUUUUAGUUUAUAUUUUCAAUCAUGAAUAAUUAAAUCUCUAAUAUUUAGAUUUAUCUCAUAAUUAUUUAAGAUAUGAUUUAGUAUAUGCUUUAAUAUCAAUGAUGAAAGAAUGUAAAUUAAAGACAUUAGUAUUAUCAUAAUUAAGAUAAGAUGAAAAUGAAAUUCAUAGUGGUAAAAAUGAAUUAUUUGAGAUUAAAUGUGCUAAUCUGAGAGAAAUUGAUUUCUCUUGUAAUCCAUAAAUAAUCAUGCCUAUUCUUAAGAGUUUAUCUAAAUAAUAUAAUCGUUUAGAAUAUUUAAAUUUAAAUAAUUGUCAAUUAAUUAAAAAACCAGAAAGAGAAUCUUAAAUUAAGAAAUCAGAUACUUAAACAUUAGAUAGAAGGAAAUCUGGUGAAAUUCCUGUUAAAAAAUCAGAUACUUUUACUAUAGAUUUAAAGAAAUCAACUGAAGCUAAAUUCUUAGUUUUUGAUGAACAUGUUAUUAUUGAUUAAAUAGAACAAAAAAAUUCAUAAUAAUAAAAUAGUUAAGUUUUAGAAUGUAUUUAUAAUCUAUUAUCUAAAACUUAUACACUUUAAACUUUAUGUUUAGCUAAUAAUAAUUUACAUUAUUUAAAUGAAAAUGAAUUGAAACAUUUAGAGAGUUGUUUUGCUAAUAAUUUUACAUUAGUAUCACUAGAUUUAUCAAAUAAUAAAUUAAAAUCUAAAAUUGUAUUUUUAGUAAAUGGAUUAAAAAAUUGUGGUUCUUUACGUUAUUUAAAUAUAAGUAAUAAUUAAAUUGAAGAAGAUUAUGAAGUGAUUAUUAAAUUACCAGAAAUAUUUAAGAAUCCUAGUUUAUAAUAUAUUGAUUUAUCAUAGAAUUCUAUACAUAGUGCAACAUUUUAAAAUAUGAAAAAAAUACUAUUAAGAUAAUAUAAAUAAUUUCCAUAAAUGAAUUUAAGUUAAUUAAAAUUAACUGCAGAUGAUCUUGUUAGUAUUAGUGAAAUUAUACAUGAAUCUUAUUCUAUUAGAAAAUUAGAAUUAUUUGGUAAUUAAUCUAUUGAUUAUUCAAAUAAUGUUAUGGUAUAUGGAGACAAUAAUAAGGUUGAAUCUCUAUCAAUUAAUAGAUUAAAAUUGAGAAGAGAUAUAUUUGAAAACCUCUUUUAAAUACUUGUUUAAAAUUCAAAAUGGAUGAGAAUAAUAGAAAUAUCAAAUACAUUAUUAAAAAAUUAUUAAUUAAAGAAAUUAUUAGAAUAAUUAAAAUAAAUGCAUUUUUUAAAAGCAUUAAUAAUGGACAAUUAAUAUUUUGAUAGUAAAGAAGUUAUUGAUUCAAUGAAAGAAUUAUAUCGAUCAUUUAAAAAAUUGAAAACCUUAUCUAUACGAAAAUCUACUCUUUCUUUUGAAUUUUUUGAAUUUCUUUAUUAAUUAUUAAUAAAUUCUAAGAAAUUGGAAGAAUUAGAUUUAAGUAGUAAUCAAAGUAAUGAUUAUGAACAUAAAUGUAUUAUUUCUAAAUAAUGUAUUGAAUUACUAUCAUAAGGAAUUUAAAAUAAUUAAACUCUUAAAAAUCUUAAUCUAUCUAAAUGUCAAUUAGAUGAUGAAGUAAUGUAGAUAUUUAUAGAUACAUUACCUUUAAAUAAUUCAUUAAUUUAACUUGAUAUAAGUGAAUGUAAUCUAACAAAAUUAAGCUUCUUAAGAUUUAAACAAAAUUUCAGCUAAAAUCCUUCUUUAUUAUAAAAACUAUGUUGCUAAUUAAUGAUUGAUGAAAUCCCAAAUAAUUUUGUUAAUAGUUAAAGUCUACCAAAUUUAUUCUACCUUGACAUAUCUAAAAAUAAAUAAAAAAAUAGAAGUAUUAAUAAAUUAGUUUAAUGUUGCUAACCUAAUAAUAUCUUUUAAAAUCUCUUCUUCCUUAAUUUAGAAUAAUGUCAUCUUAAUGAUCAUCAUUGUAAAGUUUUAAGCAAAUUGAUCGUAACUAAUUUAAAAGAAUUAGAUCUUAGUUAAAAUUAAAUCACUUUUAGUGGAUUUAAAGAUUUAUUUGAUCCAAUAUUAGAGGGUAAAUCUAAACUUAAAGCAUUAAAUCUAUCUAAAAAUAAAAUCAAUGAAGAAUACUUUUGUUAACUCGAAUAUACAGAAUUUAAUAUGAGAAUCGAAUCUCUAGAAUUAUUAUCUCUUGAUGGAAACCUAUGUUAUGGAAAAGGUUGUAAAGGUUUUAUUAAAUUAUUAUCAUAAAAUCCAAAAUUAUAUAUUUUUAAUCAUUGGGUAAAUAUUAAUGAUUAAUUGGCUUAUUUAGUAAUUUAAUCAUACAUAUAGUUUACUUAAUUGUACAAUUUAAAAUAUGGUUAAUAUAACUACAUACAAUAAUUGAUUAUAAAGGAAACUGAUUUCUCUGAUGACUUUCUAAUUUGGUUUGGUUAUAAUUAUUUUUAAUUGCCUUAUUUGUAAUAUAUAGAUUUUUCAGGUAAUUCAAGAUUUUGUACAAGUAUGGGAAAGAUGCACAUGUAUAUAAAUAUGAUUAACAAUCAAGUUAAUUAUAAUUUGCUAUAAGUAAAAUUUGAUGAGGUUGAAUAAUAAACUUUGACUAUGUUUGAUGAUGGAUUAAUUAGAUAUCAUCUACUAAAAUAGAAAUUUCGAUUUCAGAAUUAUACAAUUAUGUAAAGUAGUUAUGGAAUUAAUGAUCAAAAUAUAGAAACAAUUAAAUGGGGAUUUAUUGGGAAAUUCAUAAUACAUAUUAUUAACAAAUUGUUAUAUGUUUUUUAAGGAUCUCUAACAGAAUUUAGAAUGAGUAGUUAAUUAUAGAAACAUUUAAGAAGAAAAAUGAAUAGAAUGAAAAUUUAUUAUAUUUUAGGUUGUUUAGUAGAACCAGUAUUUUUAAUUUUAGCACUUUUAACAGCAUUUAUGUUAUAAACUCCUUUAUCUUUAUAGGAUUUAUAAGAUCAUAGAAAUUGUAGAAAUCAAUAUUGUUUUAUUAAUGAUGUUCAAAUUCUAACUUUGACUUUGUUCAUAAUUGAUAUUUUAGUAAUUGUAAUGUGUAGUGUAACAAAUUUAAUAAUAGCAAUAAAAUUAAGGAUAAAUUCAGAACCUGACUUUUAUAUUUUGACUUAUGAAUAAAAAAAAGAAUUAAAAAGGAAAUUUCCAAUAAAAAAAGAAUUACUUCUAUUAAUGCUUUAAAUAGUUCUAUAAUGUAAAUAUAUAUUUGAUACAUUAAUAAUAUCAUCAAGUUAUAAUAUGUCAAGUUAUAUAGAGAAAUAUGAAGAUAAUUCCUUUUAAUAAAUUCGAACUAAUUUCUUAGCAACUGCUUAUAUGAUGACUAUAAUGAUAUGCAUAAAAUUCACUAUUUUUUGUUAUCAAGAUUUAAAAUGUACAAUAUAAUUCUUUAAACAUCCAAAUAGAGAUGCUUCAUUUCUCUUAUCUAAUUUAUGGAUGAAGAAUAUCUAUGAUACUAAUAUUCUAGUUGAGAAUGUAAUAAGCAAUUUCUGUCCAUAAUCAGGUAUUAAGAUAAUGAAUAGUUUAUUUAAUUUAAAGUAGAUUUAUUAGCUUACUUAAUUAUUUGUAAUUGAAUUACCUACAUUUUUCAUAUAUCUAUUCUUCUUUAAUAACUAUCAAUUAAUGUUUUCAAAAAUGGGUUAUUAAACAGUAAUUACAGUAACAAUAAUAUUUUAAGUUAUUGGAAUGUUACGUAAUAUAAUAAAAGGUUUGUGUAAUACAUAUUGGGCACUUGUAUCAAGACCCCCUAUUGUAAAAUGGUUUGAUAUAAAUGAAUUUUUAUUGUUAAGAAGAUAUUAACAUUUGGGAGAAAAGAGAUUAAUAACUUAAUAGCCAAUUAAAUAAAAGAAAUAGUUUAAUAAUACAAAGAGUAUAAUGAAGAAGAAAUUGAUACAUAAUUAAUAAUUAACAUAAAAAUCAAAAAGUGAAAGAAUAAUUGAGAAAAGAAAAACAUCAAGAAGAGCCAGUUCAGAUCAUGAAGAAGAAGGUAAUUAAAUAUAUGAUUAUUUAAAUAGCAGAUUGUUUAGUUAAAAAAAAUCAGAUGACAACAGAAAAUAUGUAUAUAGGAACUCUUAAUACUAAAAUGAAAUCAGACUGA
This is a messenger RNA of Paramecium pentaurelia, 5234 nucleotides long. The record is from the annotation of a GenBank genome assembly. NCBI's taxonomy places the organism in Eukaryota, Ciliophora, Oligohymenophorea, Peniculida, Parameciidae.